AUGAGCAAAGACUCAACAACAAAGGUUUUCUUGACCGGUGCCACUGGCUAUAUCGGAGGCGAGGUUCUUUACCAACUUCUCUCGAAUGGGCAAUUUGACGUUACUGCGCUAGUUCGGAGCGAGAAAAAGGCCGACAUCCUCCGCCGCAAAACCAACGACAAGGUUAAAACCGUUUUGGGCUCGUUGGAUGACUCUGUGAUCAUAUCCGCCGAGGUCGAUCGUGCCGAUGUGGUUAUUAACACGGCCAAUGUCGAUCAUGUUCCUAGUGCCCAGGUUAUGGCCGAGACGCUAAAGAAGAAGACGAAAAAGACGGUCUUCAUCCACACGUCCGGAACCUCGGUUAUUGGCGACGACUUGGACUCCGAAAAGGGCCGCUCGGCGAAAGUAUACAGCGACAUUGGCUCCAUAAAAGAGAUCAACCUGCUUGACGAAAGUCAGCCGCAUCGGCCUGUGGACAAAAUCGUUCUUAGUAUUGAGGAGGAAAAUCCCUUGGUCAAGACGGUGGUUGUUAGUCCUUCGACGAUCUUCGGCAAAAGCAAUGGCUACGACAACGUGUAUUCUGUGCAGAUUCCGUACUUGGCUCAGCUUUCCAAAGAUCACGGCAAAGCCUUCACGGUUUAUCUGGGAGAUUACAUUUGGUCGCACAUUCACAUUUCCGACUUGGGUGAUUUGUACUUUUUGCUCCUUUCCAACUUGUUGGCAGACCACCCUAUUCCAACCGGCAAGGAAGGAUACUAUUUUGGCGCAUAUACCGACAAUUCUGGAAGUGCCGACCUUUCGCCUAUAGAGCAUACAUGGAGGGACGUUUCGGCGAAAAUCGGCGAGCUUCUCCAUGAAAAAGGUUUGGUCUCGUCGCCGGAACCUGAGCCGUUAUCGCCCGACACAAUUGUAUCUUUUUCAGGCAACGAGUUUGCACCUUUCUAUUGGGGCACCAACUCCAGAAGCAGAGGCGACAACGGUAUUCGGAUCGGCUGGAAACCAAAGUACGCAGAGGCAAAAGUGUUUUGGGACUCGAUUUCUGACGAUGUUGAAUAUGCAAUUGGGAAAUAA
Messenger RNA from Clavispora lusitaniae ATCC 42720, 1050 nucleotides. Its product is annotated as NAD-dependent epimerase/dehydratase family protein. NCBI's taxonomy places the organism in Eukaryota, Fungi, Ascomycota, Pichiomycetes, Serinales, Metschnikowiaceae. The record is from RefSeq and is a predicted model, not a curated record.